This is a messenger RNA of Pelobates fuscus (common spadefoot toad), 2114 nucleotides long. It is a transcript of the gene IFT74, whose product is annotated as intraflagellar transport 74. Gene Ontology annotation, molecular function: beta-tubulin binding. Gene Ontology annotation, biological process: intraciliary transport involved in cilium assembly; cilium assembly. The transcript has 20 exons. The record is from RefSeq and is a predicted model, not a curated record. NCBI's taxonomy places the organism in Eukaryota, Metazoa, Chordata, Amphibia, Anura, Pelobatidae. Gene Ontology annotation, cellular component: intraciliary transport particle B; cilium; centrosome. Bases 146 to 1945 code for a protein of 599 amino acids.
AGGGAGUCGCGAGAAUCUCAGGGACUUCCGCGAGGUUUGGCGGGUGAGCCUGAAGGUCACGUGAUCUUUGUUGCCAAGCGACAAAGUGACACGGGAAAACGGAGACAGCUAACGGUGUUUGUGUACAGCCAGCUCUCACUAAAGCAUGACAAGCAAUCAGCGGCCUCCAUCUGCUCGCCCAAGCUCAAGGGCAGGUAUUGUGCCAAUGUUAAAUAGGCCUCCAAGUGGUAUGCGACCUCCCCAAACGGCAAGCAGACUGUCAACUGGGAUGCCUCCAACCACUGCUAGACCUGGUACACGUGGAGGUUCAAUUGGUCCAGGAGUUCUGUCAUCUCAAAUAAAAGUAGCCGACCGUCCAGUUACCCAGCAAGGCUUGAGUGGCAUGAAAACUGGAAUAAAAGGACCCCAAAGACAGAUUUUGGACAAAUCAUACUUCUUAGGACUUCUUCGGAGCAAGGUUACUGAACUUACAACAGAAAUGAGCAAACUAAAAAAAGAGAUUGACAACUACAACCAGGAGAAUUCUGUGUAUCUAUCUUAUGAGAAAAGGGCUGAGGUUCUUGCUCUUGAAAUCAAGGAACAUCAGGGUCAGCUUGCAGAUUAUAACAUGCUGGUUGAUAAACUGAAUACAAAUAUUGAUAUGGAGGAAGUAUUGCUUGACUACAAUAUGCUAAAAUCUCUGAAUGAUCGAGAAGCCCAGAGCAUAGAUGUUAUUUUCACUGAGCGACAAUCAAAGGAAGCUUUUAUUCGAAGAGUGGAAGAAGACAUUGAAAAUGAGAAGCAAGCAGCUGAAAGUAUUAUCAAAAAUAUGUCUGAGGAGAAACAAGCCAUAUAUCAAGACAUGAAAGGAAGGAAUGAACAGCUCUUAAAGGAAUUAGACAUUCGUCAAAAUGAACUUGACACUCUUGGUGCAAAAAAGGAGUCUUUGGAGAGUGAAAUUUCACAUUCCCAUACGAAGCAGGAAGCAGUCCAUUUGUAUGAGAAACUUUAUGAGCUGGAGUCUCGUAGAGACCAAACUAUUGCAGAAGAUAAGAGCAUGGGUUCUCCACAAGAAGAAAAAGCAAAGUUACUAAAACAGGUGAAAGAAGAUAAUCAAGAAAUAGCAAGUAUGGAAAGACAGUUAACAGAUAUCAAGGAAAAGGCUAAACAGCUAAAUGAAGAACUUGAACGGCUAGAUAUGGACUUGGAAGAACACCAAGGUGAGAAGAAACAAAAGUAUAAGGAAUUGAAGAAGAGAGAAGAAAGCAUGGACCGUUUUUUUGAAACUUAUGAAGAAAGCAAAAAUCAGGAACUUGCAAAAAAAUCUGAAACGGAAGCAAAUAUUGUUGUGCUCUUGGAGCAUAUGAGCAGGAAUACUUAUAGGUUGAAGCAAAUUUCGUCCGUUACAGCCCAAGAACUAAAAAUAAUGCAAGAUGACCUUAACUUUAAGGAGACUGAGAUGCACAAAUCUCAGAGUACUGCAAAAAAUCUGACAUCUGAGAGUCAGCGUUUACAGCAAGACCUUCAGAAAGUGGAGCAGCUGGAAUCCAAAAUAAAUAGUGAGUUAACAUCAUUGAAGGAGAACAUACAGCACAUGACAGAAGGCUUAGAAACAUUCAGUAAUUUGGACGCUUUAAGAGUAUCUGCAGAAGAGAAGAAAAAGAAACUCCAAGAAGAUAAGAUCAUUUUAUCCAAGCGCAGAGACACCUUUAAGAAAAUAUUAGAGCAGCUGAACUCUGAGCAUGAAAAACUUAACACUCAACUCCAAGAGAAUGAGACCCAUUCACAGCUCACAAACUUGGAAAGAAAGUGGCAACAUCAUGAACAAAACAACUUUGUGAUGAAAGAGUUCAUUGCUACAAAAAGCCAGGAGAGUGACUACAAGCAAGUUAUGAAGACUGUUAUGAAACAGAUUGUUGAAUAUAAUAAAACUCUUACAGAGGCACUGCAAAACUCCAGGAACUGAAGAGAAGCAUUUCCUUCCUGCAAACCAGCUAGUUCAGCAAAUCCAGAAUAUAAGAUUGGCUGAAAGCACACUACAACUUUUCUAUUGUUGUAUUUAACAGAAAGCAGAUGACUUCUCUAUCUAUAUGUGUAUUUUUUAUAUAUCUAAAUAAAUGGUGUGAUUACAAAUA